UAGUGAAUUGAACUUUAAAUUCAAAACUUCUCUCAAUCUAGUCAGGUAGUUUACAACAUUAAAUGGUAUGCAAUCGCGUUUUAAGCAUUUCUAAUCAUGUUCAAAUCACUUUAGUAUUAUUUUUAAAAUUAUGGUGAUAAUAUAUAGGCAUACUUUAAUUCAAAGUUAUUAUAGCUUUACACAAAAAUGAGGAUAUGUGUUGCUAAUCCAACCAUUUAUUUUGCCAGGGUUCAAAGACAAUUGAGGGUCUUAUCUUAAAUCUCCCUAGACCUUUGAAAACUGAAGCGUUUACAAAUAUGAAGAAUUUGAGAUUGCUCCAAAUCAAUGAUGUAGAUCUUAUGGGAUCUUAUGAACAUCUCUCCAAAGUGUUAAAAUGGCUUAUGGGAUCUUAUGAACAUCUUAUGGGAUCUUAUGAACAUUUCUACUUUUUAUUUAUAUGUUGCACAGAUAUUCAACAAUUUGAAGGUCCUUAAUCUUAGUAAUUCGAAAUCUCUCACAAGAUCACCAGACUUCUCAGAAGUCUCACAACUGGAGAUAUUAUUACUUAAGGGUUGCACAAGCUUGAAUGAGGUUCACGAGUCUAUUGGACUUCAAACAGGACUUGUUUUGCUGGAUUUAGAAGGAUGUGAGAACCUUAGGAAUCUUCCAAGUAGUAUUUCUAAAUUAAAAUCUCUUAAAACUCUUGCCUUGUCUAAAUGCUUUAGUCUUGCGAAAUUACCAAAAGAAUUGGGGAAUAUGAUGGCUUUAACGGAGUUGUAUGUAGAGAACACUGCGAUUAAGCAACUACCAUCCUCCUUUUGCUUUUUGAGUAAUCUCGAAACUUUAUCAUUUUGUGAAUGUGAAUGUCUCAUCGAAUCACCAAAGUUUAUACGAUCCUCACGUCUACAGACACUGAAUCUCAAAGGUUGUACAAGCUUGGUUGAGAUUCAUGAGUCCAUUGGACUUCUAAAAAGACUUGUUAGAUUGGAUUUGCAACGUUGUAAGGAGCUUAAGAAUCUUCCAAGUAGCAUUUGUAACUUGGAUUCUCUUGAAACUCUUUUCUUGGAUGGGUGCUAUAAAGUUGAAGAGUUACCAGAGCAAUUUGGGAAUAUGACGGCUUUAAAAGGGUUAAAUGCGGGGUGGACUGCUAUUAAGCAACUACCAUCCUCCUUUAUCCUUUUGAAGAAUCUCAAAAGUUUAAGUUUUUUUGGAUGUAAAUAUCUCAUCAAAUUACCAGAGUUCUCAGAAACCUCACCUCGAUGCCAUAUGAUAUUUGCAGGUUGUACAAGUUUGGUUGAGAUUCACGAGUCCAUUGGACAUCUAAAAUAUCUUGAUUCACUUGAUUUAAGAGGGUGCAAGAAGCUUAGGAGUCUUCCAAGUAGCAUUUCUAAUUUAGAACGUCUUGGAAUUCUUCUGUUGUCUAACUGCUCAGAACUUGACAAGUUACCGGAACAAUGCGGGAAUAUGCAGGCUUUACGGCAGUUAGAUGCUGCUGGAACUGCUAUUGAGCAACUACCAUCUUCCUUUGGUGAUUUGAGCAAUCUCUGUUGUUUAAACUUAUCGGGAUCCUCACCCAAUAGCUCCAACUGCAUGAGUUUGGUGUCCACUUCUAAAUUAUAUUCAUUGAGAGAGCUAGAUCUCAGUAACCGCAAUUUGUCUGAUGAUGAGUUUCGCAUUGAAUUUGAAUGUUUUUCUUCACUUAGAAAUUUGACAUUAUCAAGAAACAAUUUUCGUAACCCACCUAGUUUCAUCAGCUGCCUUCCUAACUUAAAAGCAUUGGAUUUGAGUGAGUGUACUAGUCUUCAAUCAAUUUCACUUCCCGAAACUGUAAUGGAAUUGAAAGCACAUGGCUGCACAUCAUUAGAAAGAAUUGAUGUGCAAAGAAUCUCAAUUCUGAAGAAUAGGAGUUCAAAAUAUUUAGACGUUGACAACAACAGAAAUUGGGGAUCGAUGUUUAUCCUUAAUAAUUGCCGCAAACUGGUUGAGAUUCAAAAUUUGGAGAGGUUGCGAUGUGUACCAGAAUUGGUUAUGAUGGAAAGCUGCAACAAUCUAUCAUCGGAAUCUAAAGAAAGUGUUUUCCAGAUGAUGUGCAAGGCAGAUUACUGUUGUUCCGGUCUCUUUCCCGGAAGUGAGAUUACAAAUUGGAUUAGCCAUCAGGCAAUGGGUUCUUUAGUAUCUUUCCGUGUACCUUCGUCUUUGGAUGGUCGUAAAAUCAGCAAGGUGCGUUUAUGCAUUGUUUAUGCAGCAAACAAGGAAGCACCAGCGUUGGGUGAUAGGAGUUGGUUCAGUUGGAGAUUAUGUAAUAAAAGUUCUAGAGACCAGUCCACCGAUUGGUAUUACCUUAUGCCAGGUGUGUCUUCUAGAACAGCACUAAAUGUUGAUAUCUUUGAGGAUCAAAUACAUGCACAAGUGAUGGCUUGGCGCUAUUGCUUUGGGUACCCACCAAAUAGAAUUACGAUGAAAAGUGGAGAUGAAAUAGAGGUCGCCAUCGAUCUAAAGAAAGGGUACAAACCUUAUAUGUGUGGAAUUGAUCCGCCAAUUGUGGAAGUGAAGAGCUGUGGAAUUGGUUUUGUACUUGAUGGUGAUGAUCCAAGUGUUACAGAUGAUGAUGAGAUCUCUGAAAGUGAAAGUGAAAGUGAAAGUGAGGAGGAUUCACGAUUGUAGCCAUCCCUCAGCAAAUUCAGACCACAAUUCCUCCCAAAUAUAUGACAGACAGUCAUGGCUGUUAAAAAAGCGAAUUGGUGAAAUGCAUGAGAAACCGUUUCUGGCUGUCACUCAAAUUCCCUCACAGACCGCAUCUGUCUGGCUUAAGCUGCUGCCACGCAUUCGUUCCUCACCACCGCUCUUGCUCUUGACUCGUCCACUCAA
Corylus avellana is the source of this 2847-nucleotide messenger RNA. NCBI's taxonomy places the organism in Eukaryota, Viridiplantae, Streptophyta, Magnoliopsida, Fagales, Betulaceae. The record is from RefSeq and is a predicted model, not a curated record.